AUGGGCCCAAAGAAAAAGAUAAAACAACCAGCUGCUGUGAUGACCAGCAGUGAUGAAGAUGAUUCACUUAACAUUGGGAAGCAAUUGGCGGCGAUGGGUCGAAGAGACAACGAAUCACGACCGCUUGCAGGAGCAGUUCCGUCGUCGUCAAUUUCAAUUUUGGACUUUUCGCCUCUUCGACUUGAGAAACCGAAAGAAACCAAGGCUAAACGGGGGAAAAAUGUUCCUUCUAAGUCCACUAGGCCACUGCCGAUGGUGGCAGGUUCUUCAGGUGCUAAUGUAACUGAACAACGUUUUCUGCGUAGAAUUAGAUCCGUAUCUAGCGACAAUCCGGGAACUAGCGCUUUGGCCCUAUCUGAUCAUGGAAUAGCGAAUAGAGCACCAGGACGAUCGGUUUCUCAGCGAACAAACCAUAUUAAUUCGAGAUCGCCAAGUUUGGGAUCCAGGCAAAGGAACCAACCAGAUACUAAUGAUGCAUCAGGAAUCGGACAAGGUUUACCAGCAGGAUCUCAGAAUAAACAUGGAAAUAAAGGAGAGUCAUUUCCACAAAGAAGACGCAAAACAACAAAACCGAAGAAAAGGGUGGAUCAAGAAAUUAAAAGGCUGCAAAACUCUUCUUCACUUAUAAUUCCUAAGCUGCCAUUUCAGCGGCUUGUAAGAGAAAUUACCCAGAAGUACUCAAAAGAUAUGAAGUUUACGGUUCAAGCAAUGGCGGCACUUCAAGAAUCCACUGAAUAUGCAAUAGUUCAGUAUUUCCAAACUCUCGUGGUAUUGAUGACUGGUUUUGACCGAGUUACUCUAAUGCCCAAAGACAUGCUCGUGCUGGGAGCUAUAAUGGAAUGCGCGGAUAUUCAUUGGCCGUUUAUUAAAACAACGGAACAAUUAUGA
Symsagittifera roscoffensis is the source of this 888-nucleotide messenger RNA. Its product is annotated as histone H3.v1-like. Gene Ontology annotation, molecular function: protein heterodimerization activity; DNA binding; structural constituent of chromatin. The transcript has a single exon. The coding region runs from base 1 to 888 and encodes 295 amino acids. Gene Ontology annotation, cellular component: nucleosome; nucleus. NCBI's taxonomy places the organism in Eukaryota, Metazoa, Xenacoelomorpha, Acoela, Convolutidae. The record is from RefSeq and is a predicted model, not a curated record.